Molecule: messenger RNA, 2118 nt
Organism: Poecilia reticulata (guppy)
Lineage: Eukaryota; Metazoa; Chordata; Actinopteri; Cyprinodontiformes; Poeciliidae
Gene: gxylt2
Product: glucoside xylosyltransferase 2
Biological process (GO): protein O-linked glycosylation via N-acetylgalactosamine
Molecular function (GO): UDP-xylosyltransferase activity
Source: RefSeq, a predicted model, not a curated record
CCCCUCCUCCGCCGUCUAAAACCGUCCAUGGACUGAGAAACCGCUCUCCGCUCUCCAUCAUCUGCCGAAAAUUGAGAGCGGGGUGUGGUGACAAAAAUGCCAACUUGGGCCGCUCGCCUUCCGCCGUAGACAUGAGCUCGGCCGUGGCCGUCGCUUCUUCCACCCGCAACAAGUCAUUCUCACCAUGCGAAUCCACUGCAAAGUAGUUGCGAUCGCCGUGGGUUUCGGAGUUUUUCUACUUGUGUACUUCUUCGGGUUCGGGGGGAACGGCGGCGCCGACGAGCCACCGCCGAAGGAAGUUGGAGGGGAUCGGGAGUUGGAGGAGGUCGGCAGAUCCCCACCUUCGCUUCUCUCCGAGUAUGUGGGAAGUGAUGCCGUGGCGAAGUUGGCCAGAAAAUCAGCUACUGGAGUCGGCGAGCGUGUGGGGCGAAAAGAGGGCAAGGCGACUGGAAGAGAGGGCAGCGCUAAUGCAAAAAGUAAAUUUCUGGGCAAAGUGAUCCGACCUGUGACCAGGCGCAGGCAGCCUGAGGAAGUCAUGCACUUAUCUGUGGUGGCUUGUGAGAAACGUCUGGAUGAGACCCUCACAAUGCUCAAGUCGGCCUUGCUAUUCAGCUUGAAGAAGAUCAAGUUUCACAUUUUUGCCGAGGACUACUUGGCCCCUCAGUUUGAAGAAAGGCUGAACCAGUGGCCUCAGUCAGUCUCAGCUAGGUUCCAGUACAGCAUCUAUCCCAUCUCUUUCUCUGUGGGCAACGCUGAGGAGUGGAAGAAGCUCUUCAAACCCUGUGCUGCUCAGAGACUCUUCCUACCUGUAAUCCUGAAAGAUGUAGACUCGUUGCUUUACGUGGACACCGAUGUUCUGUUUCUGCGGCCUAUGGACGAUAUCUGGAUGUUUCUCAAGUCUUUUAAUGGGUCACAGCUGGCGGCCAUGGCUCCAGAGCACGAGGUGUCCAAGAUCGGCUGGUACAGCCGCUUCGCCCGGCACCCUUUCUAUGGAGUGACAGGGGUCAACUCUGGCGUGAUGCUGAUGAACCUGACUAGGAUCCGCAGAACACUGUUUAAGAGUAGCCUGAUUGCUGGUGGUCUGUUGUGGGAAGAUCUUCUUCAUCCGCUUCACCAGAAGUACAAGAACCACAUAACAUGGGGAGACCAGGACCUCCUCAAUAUUAUCUUCCACUAUAACCCAGAGAAUCUCUAUAUUUUUCCCUGCCAGUGGAACUACAGACCUGACCACUGCAUGUAUGGGAGUAACUGUAAAGGAGCUGAACAGGAAGGCGUGUCUAUUCUCCAUGGCAACCGUGGAGUUUAUCAUGACGACAAGCAACCUGCAUUUAAAGUAGUCUAUGACGCAAUACAUAAUUUUCCCUUCGAGGACAACAUGUUCCAGUCACUCUUCUAUCCCAUCCAGAACAAGUUCUUGGACACUGUCAACACUCUGUGUGGUCGGAUUCCCCAGGUCUUCCUCAAGCAGAUAGAAAAGGCGAUGAAGACUGUGUUUGACGCGAAUGUGGUGCGCCAUGUCAGACCACACAAGUGACUGACAUUGGAGAGCUGUACUUCCUGUAGAUUAUGAGCAGCAACGGGAUAUGUUGAAGCAAACUGGAGGUUGUGUGGGUUGGUAGUGCUGGACACUAUGGACCUCGUGGAAUGGGUUACUUUACAAGACGAUGGACUGCGAUGAUUUGGUGGAAUGAACAGACAGUGCCUUGCUAAGGUUUUUCCACCCCUUUUAACUGGUGUUUUAUAUUUUGCUAUGUUUGCAAUGCCAAGCUUUAAUGUGUUUUAUUAGGAUGGACCAACACAAAGGAGUUUGAUUAAGCACCCUAGUUUCCCUAGUUUUUUCUCCAGCCAAAUUUUUACCCAUUCCACUCGCACUGCAGACCGUUCCUUGAACUAGGGUUGCACCGAUUCACUUUUUUCACUUUUGAUACUGAUACCAAUAUAUGAGGUUUAGUAUCAGCUGAUACAGUACAGAAAAACAAUGCUGAAUUGACAUAAGCAGUUAUUUUUUUAACACAGACAUCUACGUUCCAUCUACGAGCUUUUUGUCAUGACCGAAAGAACGAGAUCAUGGAAGCGGCCGAAAUGGGUUUCUCCGUAGGGUGUCUGGGCUCUCCCUUA